Molecule: messenger RNA, 2223 nt
Organism: Hemiscyllium ocellatum (epaulette shark)
Lineage: Eukaryota; Metazoa; Chordata; Chondrichthyes; Orectolobiformes; Hemiscylliidae
Gene: c1h18orf54
Product: chromosome 1 C18orf54 homolog
Exons: 8
Coding region: 343-2064 (573 amino acids)
Source: RefSeq, a predicted model, not a curated record
CACACAGAGAGAGAGGCACAGACCCGGGUUGGGGGAAGGAGAGAGAGGGAAGGGGAGAGAGGCACAGAGAAAGGGAGAGACUGACUCUCCUAGUCGCUGGCUGAUUGACUGACCUCGGGAGAAAGAGAGGAGGGGGGCUGGGAGUCCCGGAGCAGUGCCAGGGGGGGAGCGCGAUGAUCGGAUCCGGGACAAAUCUGUGAAGGAGCAGUGGGUAGUAAUGAGUGAUGUUUGUAAAUUCCCUCCUGGUUCUGCCUCUCAGGGUUAAUGGCUGGUUGCAGACUUUCCCUCAGCAAACUGUUACAGGAUUCAUGUCUUCACAGAUGAGAUAAAGGCAAAGAUGUGAUGUCGACGAUUGGCAUGAAUGACAGAGUGGAUUUCCAAUCCCGUGAAUCUGCAGUACCUGGAUUAUUGACCAGUGCUAGCCAUCUGAACAGUUUGGAUCACUCUUAUGGCACCAGUCACUUUCACAGCUCUGUCCUCUAUGGAGGUAAAACGUACCAAUCAGCAUCUCAGGCCUUGGAAGCUUACAUUGACAACUUUGAAAAGUCAUCGUCCACCUGGAGAGGUACAAACAAACUGCAUUUCAGGAGCAUUUCCAAGCCCUCUCCUACUUCUCUGGACUGCAAGAAAGAGGUUUUCAGAGAACGACAUUCCUUUCGGGAUUUGGAUUUCCAUAGCCAGCCUUUAAGGAGACGGAUAGCCAGUGAUCCAGAUCUUUUGAGCCUCACCACUGAUGACCUUUUGGAAAUGCCAUCGGAUGGUUCCUUACCGUUGACUCGCUCUUCUGUGUUGCAGGGCUCAACACAGAGUCAACCGCGAGUAGGAAGGCACUUCGCCCAUAACACAUUUACAAGGUAUGCUGCAAAGGUCUCCCCGGGCUAUUCUGGGGCUUGGCAGCACAAGAGAGAUGACCGCUUUGAAUUGCUCUGUGGGAGGAAAGUUGGUUAUCGCCCAUUAAACCAAACCACUGGCCUCAAACCAUUUCCAUUCUCACAGCCAGGAACGGUGCCACAAGAGAGAAGUAAAUACAUGGCUCCUUCCAUUCCUCCAACCCUUCCUGUGGAUGACUGCAGAAUCGGAAAUCAUAACCUCCUUUCUGUUUCUCAGCAUAAUUAUCCCAGAUGGUUAACCAGCCAAAAAUCCGAGCUCGGUGUCUCUGGAAUAAGUAGCAUUCCUGAACUGAAAUACCCUGGCUGGCUUUUUGACUGUGACUUGGGCUCAGACUCAUGCGAACAAGAAACAUUGAAUAAAAGAGAAUAUCUGUUACCAACUGGAUAUGAGAACGGACUCUCCGAUCCCAGACUUUACUCUGGCUGUGCCAUAAAUACACCAAAACAUAAACAUUUUGCCAAUUAUUCUGGAAGGGACCGAAGAUUUUAUAAACACAAAGGACAUACCAUCAGUGGCAUUUUAAGAAGAGCACCUACACAUGCUGAUUGGUUUACCCAGUGUAAUUCAGAAGAAGUGGAAGAUUCUCACUGCAGUAAACCAUUCAGAGGUGAACACCUCGAUUUACUAAUCCAGAAGGCUGAACGUUUCCAUGAGGUUCUCUCGCAGCACGUCAGCAACCCAGAGCAGAACCAAGGCAGUCCGGGUACUGAAGACAUAUUGGAAGCUGAACGAUCCUGGGAUAAUCCGCCUGUUACCUUCAAAUCACCAGUGCCUGUGGGCAACAGUGAAGAAGAAUUCUUUGAAGCCUCCAACCCUACUCUGACUGAUGACUCAUGUCAGGAUCCUUUAAAUACUGGCCAUCAGCGGAACCAUUCUGGUUCCUCAGGAAUUUCAGGAGGAAAGCACCAUGGUCCAGUUGAAGCACUGAAACAGAUGCUGUUCAGCUUACAAACAGUGCAGCAGAGUUUCGAUGAUGAAGACACAGAAGAAAGCAAAGAAAUUGGGAAGAUAUCUGAACGCAUGAUGUCUCAGACGCUGAGCUUGGAUUUUGAGGAGGCAUCUGGCAGCAGAUCAUUACAAAGAGCAUUGAACCACUUAAAACACCUGAAGGAACUUGUCGAUGAUAUUGGUGCCAAGAUGGAAAAGGAAGCAGAGGGUCAGCAACAUGAAUGAUCAGCAAUUGGAGAAACUAUUCUUAAAUUCUAUUAGCUAGUGCAAUGUAAUAAAAUAACAUUUUAUGUUUAAUUGAAAAAUGCAUUAUCAAGAUGUGCUGACAUGUUGGUGAAGAUUUCCUUCUAAUGGCAGAAUAUAAAUGAUUGCAUUUAUGAACCA